AUGACUACUAGAAGACAAAAUAAAAGACAAAAGAAACAAAGAAAACCAUUAAUUAUCAAUGCUUUCGACAUGGGUUGCCCAGGUUUACAAACCCCCGGAUUAUGGAAACAUCCUAAAGAUAAAUCAAGAAACUACAAUACCAUUGAAUAUUGGACCAAUUUGGCUAAACUUUUAGAAAAGGGUAAAUUUAAUGCAUUAUUUAUUGCUGAUGUUUUAGGUCCUUAUGAUGUUUAUAAUGGUCCAAGAAAUUUAACAGCAGCUGCUAAAUCGGGAGCUCAAUGGCCAAUUAAUGAACCAAGUGCUGUAAUUAGUGCUAUGGCUGCAGUUACCAAAAAUUUGUCAUUUGCAUGUACAUUUUCCACAAUUAGUGAAGCUCCAUAUCAUUUUGCAAGAAGAUUAGCUACUUUGGAUCAUUUAACUAAUGGAAGAAUUGGUUGGAAUAUAGUUAGUGGGUAUUUAGAUACAGCUUCAAGAAAUUUAUUAAAUGGAGAGCCUUUACCUGAACAUGAUUCAAGAUAUGAUAGAGCUCAAGAAUAUUUGGAAAUUGUAUAUCAAUUAUUUUUAAGUUCAUGGGCUGAUGAUGCAGUUGAAACAAAUCCAAAAACUGGUGUAUUUACCAAUCCAGAUAAAAUUAGAGAAAUCAAUUAUGAAGGUAAAUUUUUCAAAGUUCCAGGUCCUAAUAUUACAGAGCCUACUCCACAAAGAUUACCAGUUAUUUUACAAGCAGGUGCAUCAACUAAGGGUCUUGAAUAUGCCGCAAAAAAUGCAGAAGCUGUUUUUAUAAAUGGUUUGACUCCAGAAGGUUUAAAAUAUAAAAUCGACCAAUUAAAGGAAUUAGUGAAGAAAAAUGGUAGAAAUCCAGAUGAUGUUAAAACCGUUAAACUUGCAACUGUUAUAGUAGCUCCAACACAGGAAGAAGCAAUUGAAAAAUUUAAUGAAUAUAAAAACUUAUCAGAUUUGGAAGGUGCUCAAACUUUAUUUAGUGGUUGGACUGGGAUUGAUAUUGGUGAUUAUGAAUGGGAGGAGGAAUUAACAAAUGUUGAAAGUAAUGCAGUAAGAUCAAUGGUUGAACAAUGGACAAAACCAUUUCCAGGAGAUCCACCAAAUUUGAAAAAGACUAGAGAAUAUUUAGCAAAUAAAGUUAGUGUUGGUGGUUCUGGUACAUUAUUUAUUGGUACUCCACAAUCCAUAGCUGAUGAAAUUGAAAAUUGGGUAGAUAUAUCAGGAGUUGAUGGUUUUAAUUUUACUUAUGCAGUAACACCAGGUUCAUUUGAGGAUCUUGUUGAAUUAUUAAUACCUGAAUUACAAAGACGAGGAUUAAUGUGGGAUGAUUAUCCAAAGGAAGGUAUUACAUUUAGAGAACAAAUAAAUGGAUUAGAAGGUGAAGAACCAAGAUUUUUAAGACCUGAUCAUCCUGCUUAUAACUUAAGAUGGAGGGCUGGUGAAUCAAAAGAAGAAUUUGAAAAGAAAUUAGAAAAAACAUUAAAGGAAAAGUUUUAA
Molecule: messenger RNA, 1500 nt
Organism: Insectozyma verbasci
Lineage: Eukaryota; Fungi; Ascomycota; Pichiomycetes; Serinales; Debaryomycetaceae
Source: the annotation of a GenBank genome assembly